CAGCGACUCGGGUUGUGCGACCUGCCGUACUACAACUCCCAUGUCUCCUCCGCUUCUUGUGUAUGCGUUUGGCGUCUUCGUUGUUACGUGGGUCCUUGCGCACGCGCACCUCGUCCCGAAGCCCAUAUCCGGCAUUCCCUACAACACUCUCGCGAGAUACAUGCCAUGGGGUGAUCUCAUCACUCUAGGAAUUCACAACUGGCUCACCGGCGGCGUGUUUGACUGGUUCUCGCUGCAAUGCCUCAAACACAGGUCACCUUUAAUCCAAGUCUUCAUUCCGUCUUUUUCAACGACGCAUCCCACUGUGGUCCUCGCUGAGCUGAGAGAAAUCGAGGAUAUCGUGACUAGAAGAGCUGUUGAGGUUGAUCGUGCUGAUACUAUGCAUAUCUGGUUCGGCAUAGUAGCGCCGAGAGCAACGAUUGGGAUGAAGAGUGAAGAUCGGUCGUUCAAGGAACAGCGGAGAUUGUGGAAUGUAGUGCUUAGUCCGCGGUUCUUAGAGGAUGUCGCUGUGGAGAGAUUUGGUGAGGUUGCAGUCAAGCUCGCCGAUUUAUGGAAGAAAAAAUCAAACAUAGUACAAGAAGAAUUAGCGUUUCAAGUGCAAGACGAUAUGAGAAUAGCAACUUUGGAUGGGAUCUGGAAGAUGAACGUUGGUUCUGAACUGGGGCUGUUGAAUGCUAAGCUGGAACGAUUGGAGCAGCCAAAGGCGGUAAGAAAGAGUGGGAAUGGUAAAGCCGUAUUUUCAAACACGGUGAUGCCUGAGUUUUACAGUAUAUUGGGGACGCUGUUAAUGGUCUUGGACUGGGUAAUGCAAGGCAUCAGUCCGCGAAUGUACACCUGGUUCUUCAACACGACAGGUAUACUUGCGCGCGCAGCAAAGAGGAAGGACGAGGUACUGAAACGGUGCAUCGCCAUCUCUCGAGAAAGAGUACAUCAGAAUUCUGGCAGCGAGCCCAUAGAUACGACCUGCGCCCUUGGCGAGGUAAUGCGGAAAGACUUCUCACUAAAUAGCAAGGCAAGCGAAGCCGCAAGCAACGGGGCAUCCGGUGACGAUGCCCUGACGGACGAACUCCUCGAGCUUCUCAUCACUGGCCAUGAGACCACCGCAUCCUCCAUCUCAUGGGCCCUUAAGUUUCUGACCGACCACCCUGAAGUCCAAUCACGACUUCGAACGUCGUUAUACGCUGCAUUUCCAAACUCAACACUACCGACUGCGAAAGAUAUUUACACCACACCCUUAUCAUACCUUGAUGCCGUCAUUGCCGAAACUCUGCGCUUAUCGUUGACGGGUCCGAUUUCCUUUCGCCAAACACUAGUGCAAUGCGAUAUUCUGGGUCACACAGUGCCCGCUGGGACACCGCUCGUUCUAGUCACUGCUGGACCAUCAUAUGACUCACCCGACAUGCCAUUCGUACCAGAGUAUCUCCGCUCAAAGACAUCCCAAGCCACAUAUCUUCGAAAGCAUACUCAAACGUACCCGAUAGCUCCAGCCACUGACAGUCUCCACGCCUUCAACCCUGCUCGCUGGAUUCGUGAAGAUGGAACGUUCGCUCCAGAUGCAGUGCACAUGCUGCCUUUCUCUGCCGGCCCGAGAGGGUGUUUCGGGAAGAAGAUUGCGCUCUUGGAAAUGAGAAUCAUGCUCGCGGUGUUGAUGAUGCGGUUUGAGUUUCCGCGGCUGAGGAAGGGGUUGAGUGGGUAUGGCGCUGUAGAUGGAUUGACAAGGCGGCCGACGUGUUGUUAUGUUCAGCCGAAGACUAUUGGUACAAGGGCUUAGAAAGAUUUGAUAGAGGUUAAGAGAUUAUGAUAUAGACGUCAGUUUCCUUUGGACGGUUUCUACCAUGUCGAGAUUGAUUGCCAUGUGAAUUGAGAUAUCUCGAGUUGAAUAGCUCUUGCAAGAUAUUUGAGCUCCUCUCAAUCACCACAUAUGGGGGAGCUCGUAAGAAGACUUGGCGCGCCCUGUUUGAUAGCAAAACACUUCGUUCUUCAACGCU
Messenger RNA from Cucurbitaria berberidis CBS 394.84, 1988 nucleotides. RefSeq names its product cytochrome P450. NCBI's taxonomy places the organism in Eukaryota, Fungi, Ascomycota, Dothideomycetes, Pleosporales, Cucurbitariaceae. The record is from RefSeq and is a predicted model, not a curated record. The coding region runs from base 41 to 1771 and encodes 576 amino acids. The transcript has a single exon. Gene Ontology annotation, molecular function: iron ion binding; oxidoreductase activity, acting on paired donors, with incorporation or reduction of molecular oxygen; heme binding.